GACGAAGAUUUUCCUGAUCUGACAGAUUUUGUCAAUCAACGAACUGCCGAUGAACUGGACCGGAUGUUCGCUGAUCGUUAUACGAUGGAUAAUGUCCUUUAUGCAGAAGUUGCAAGUGGUUUCCCGGAUCCUAUAGUUCUAUAUCCAUGGAAUCCAAGACCAAAACGAUCCUUCAAUAACAGAUAUUCUCGCGGUAGUGGUGGCCAACGACGUCCAUGGAGAGCUGGCAGGCAGCGUGGUGGAUGGGAAGGUUGGAGGAAUUCUGGCAGUGAUUCGUCGUACACUUCGCAGGGCUCGAGAAAGAGACGAAAUCCGGAUAUGGAUCGUGAUCGGAUGUACUAUCCAGGAAGUAGAAAUGACGAUUGA
Gongylonema pulchrum is the source of this 366-nucleotide messenger RNA. Lineage: Eukaryota; Metazoa; Nematoda; Chromadorea; Rhabditida; Gongylonematidae. The record is from the annotation of a GenBank genome assembly.